AUGACUUCACGACUAAAAUCUGCUAUAUUACGCCACACCGACUCAAUAAAACGGUCGAAUCUCAGUGGAAUCAAAGACACCAUUCGUAGCCGUGUUACCACUACGAACAACGAUAACGGUUACGGCUCAAAUGAAUAUAUUCAUUCGAAUUUUUACGAUGAUGACAAUUAUCUAUCGAUUAUUAAAUGUAUCAAUGGAGGUUAUCACAUCACCGAGGACAUGCUAAAAUUCAUGUUAGACUAUAACGAUUGCCUUCAAAAACAUAUUGACAGCCUUAAAUCAUGUGCGAAAAAGUCGAAAUCAAAAGUGAAAGGUCAAUCAACACUUUCAUCGUACCAUACAGCUAGAGGAGCUCAAUUAAAAAUUAUUUCGGCACUGCCAUUAGAAGCUGAAUACUUGCAAGCUCGUCAUGAUGCAAUUCAAGUAGUUAUCGACGAAUGCCGUACUGAAUUAAACAGAAUCUAUUCAAAUGAGCAUUCAGGCUCGAGCCGUAAACAUAAUCGAACAGAUUACAUGGUCGACUCUUUCGAAGCAGCACGUUCAGUUUUACUGAAAUUAUCAGAUACACUCGACAACUUGAAGGAACAAAAAACGAAGGAAGACACUGCUCUGUUGGAGGCGAAAAUUCUAUGUGAAAAUCUUAGCUAUACUCAUGGAGUAAAGGAAAGUAAAACUGAAAAAGCAAACAAUAGCAGAAAAAAGCAUGAACGAAAAUUGGAGGAAAUCGAAAAGGACAUCGCACGAACUGAGGAUGCAUAUGAACAAGAAAAGAAAAAUUAUCGUGUUGAAGCAAAACGAAUUUAUGAAAAAUGUCGAAUAUUGGAAGAAGAAAGAUUAAAGUUAAUUGGAGACACCUUAAUGAAAUUCAUCAAAGUAGUUUAUUCAUCUGAAAACUCAACGCAACACCGUGAAAUCUACAAAGAACUUAAAUCACAUCUAAAAGAUGAACGAGAUACUACAGAAGAUCUCGACUUUUGGGCAAAAACUUAUGGUGUUUAUGAUUCAACAACGUCACUAUCAACAGAAACCAAUCAAAGUGAUGAUGCUCACGACGACGACGACGACGAAGAAGAAGAAGAAGAACCAUCAUCAGCAGAUACUACUACAAGUAGCACAAAAACUAAAUCCAAGAAAAAUCAAAAAUAA
This is a messenger RNA of Rotaria socialis, 1146 nucleotides long. Lineage: Eukaryota; Metazoa; Rotifera; Eurotatoria; Philodinida; Philodinidae. The record is from the annotation of a GenBank genome assembly.